AUGUUUAAUCUUGCUCCAACAACACCAAGUAAUACAAGUCUAUUCGGACAAACAACACCGAUAAAUCAAACUCGAACGGGUAGUGGAUUUUUAUUUGGUAAUACAACAACAACACAACCUAAUACACUUACAUCAACACCAUUUUCUUCGACAAGUUUAUUUGGGGCAGCAACGCCUGCUUCUACAAGUCUUUCAGUUCCAUCUACUGGAACAGGUACAAUUCAUAAAUUCGAUGCUGCUGCUGGUAUCGAUAAAAUUAAUAAAAAUGGCAUUCAAGUACAAAUUCGUACAAAAAUUUUUAAUUUAUGCGCUAUGCCAGUCUAUGAAAAGAAAUCCAUGGAGGAACUUCGUUUAGAAGAUUAUAUAGAAAAUCGAAAAUUUCCAGCAGCAAAUACAGGUUUAUUUCCAUCGACAUCAUCUACAACACCUUUAUUUGGUGGAACAUCGACAACAAUAAAUCCAACCACAACUACAUCAAACAUUUUUGGUGGAAGUACAACAACAUCAGCAUCAACAUUGACAUCGUCUUUAUUUGGAAAUAAGCCAGCGGUAGCAACAGCACCAACAUUAUCAUUUUCGUUUGGUUCAACACCCGCUACAACGGCAGCCUCAGCAUCACCAUUUUCAUUUGGUUCAUCAAUAACAACUGCAACAAAUCCGAUUGCACCUUUUGGUAGUUCAAUGCCUGCUAGUGCACCUGCUACCUCAAUAUCACCAUUUUCAUUCGGAAGUAGUCAACCUCAAGCAGCAGCUACAACGACAACUGCACCUGCAUUCAGUUUUGGUGGUAAUACUUCAUUGUUUCCUACUGCUCCUGCAACAACAGCAGCAGGUUCUUCAUUUGGUUUUGCAGUUUCUAAACCAGCAACUUCAGGUACAUUUUCAUUUGCUACAACGUCGACAACACCAUCAUUCAGUCUUUUUUCAACAACUACAACAGCUCCAACUGCUGCUCCUACAAUGUUUACAACAAUGAAUCAACCAACAACAACAUCAACUGUAAUGAAUACUCAAUCAUCUAUUGAUACAAAAACUCAUCUACAGUUAUUUCAAACAAUGCUUAAUAUACAACCAUUCAAUAGUGAACUUGCCUUUCUUGCACGAAAUAUAAAACCUAAUAUUGGUCUUGAUCGAAGUCGUCUUCGUACUGCACCUGAUUCAAGUAAUGGUCAUCCAUUAAACAAUGUAUUUUCUCCUCUACUUACAAAACCAUCUGUUCUUACAUCAAGUACAUCAACACCUCCAUCAACAUUAGUUAAUCCAUUAUCAACUCAUUCUCAUACAUUACCAUCUGUUUUAUUACCAUCAUCAACAACAAAUGCAUCGAUGGCCAUAUUUGGUAAACGAAAAUUAGCUGAUUCAUUUCUUGAUGAUGAUGAUGACAAUUCAUUAAUGAUGGAUGAUGGACCAUCAUCAUCAAUUAAUAAACUACCUAAAACACAUGUUAUCAAACGACCACGUGUACUUGAUAUGAAUAAAAUUCGUUCAGUUGUUCUUGGAGGAGGAGGAGGCGGAGCAAAUAAUGAAGUAUUAACAAAAGAAGAAAAUUUAUCGGAUACAUAUGUUGUCAAACCAACAUCAGAUAAUUUAUCUAGUUGGAAAAAAUUUGCAACAUAUGAUGCAUAUUUAGCAUCAAAAAAACCAGCAAUUGAAAAUAUACAAAUCUCUGAAGAUAAUAAACAAAUACAACGAAAUGAAAAUAAAUUUGAACAAGAACGAGCUUUUCGUUUACCUAAAUUAACACAUGAUGAUUAUUAUACACAACCAACAAUUGAUGAAUUACGUCAUUAUUUUAAUGAACAAGGACAAUGUUUUGUAAAAGAAUUUACAGUUGGAAGAGAACAUUAUGGUUCUGUUACAUUUCAAGGUUCAAAAAUAAAUUUAGCUGGUCUUGAUCUCAAUCAAUUAAUUGAAAUUGGUCGUAGACAAGUAACUGUUUAUCCCAAUGAUAAUAAUAAACCAGCUGAAGGUGAAGAACUCAAUUGUCAAGCAAUUAUAUCUUUAUUAGGUGUUUAUCCAAUUGAUCGUUCAAUAUCAAAUAGUGGUGAAGAAGUAACUGAUCCUGACAGAUUAAUUGAAAUGAAUUAUGGAAAUUAUUUACGUGAUAUGACAAAAAAAUUUCAUGGAAAAUUUCUUGAUUAUGAUGUUUAUACAGGAACAUGGCGAUUUAAGGUUGAGCAUUUUUGA
Molecule: messenger RNA, 2187 nt
Organism: Adineta steineri
Lineage: Eukaryota; Metazoa; Rotifera; Eurotatoria; Adinetida; Adinetidae
Source: the annotation of a GenBank genome assembly